CAGGAACAUGGCGCUUUGGAGGAUAGGUGUUUCUUGAUAUUCAGGGCUAUCGAUCAUUAUCAUGUAGCUAUGUUCAGUUAAAUAGCAUGAAGGUAAAUGCGCUCAACAUGAUAGGUCGUGAAAGGUAAUCGCUGAUUUUGUCUGUAUGGACGACGGCACGUUAAAUUUCGUAGAGGUGUUUGCUGUCGUCAGCUGAAACUGUUAGCAUGGAGAGGCUAACCUGAUGCGAGCUAGCUGGCUAACAGAAAGUCGCUCACGCUAAACGGACAGAACAAAUGCUUUUUGUGUAAGCUAAGCUGCCUAUAAACGUAUCAUCAAUGGUUAAAAUAAUAAAUGUAAUAUUAAAUCCGGAAGAUACCGCUUAGCACGACGAUACCAUAUAGCUAGCAUUUCCUUAGCUAAGCUAGGAGAAUGAAGAGCCGCCAUGGAUGUGUUUUGUUGCUGGCCGGUGGGAUUUCGCUGUCGGUGUUCAGUCUCUGCGAAGGAGCCCCUCUUCUCUAUCCCCACAAAUCAGUUGGAAGCACAGCAGACCCCUUGUCUACAACACUCUACCUGUCCCUUGUUGUGUCACUGACGGCGCUUGUGGCCUUGGUGGUGUUGUUCGUGAACUGUGUGAGCUGCUGCAAAGAGAGAGAGAUCAACUUCAAGGAGUUUGAGGACCACUUUGAGGAUGAGAUUGACUUCACUCCACCGGCGGAGGACACGCCCUCUAUGCAGUCACCGGCUGAGGUUUAUACCCUUGCUGUGUCCCCUGUGGCCCUGCCCGGACCCCCACAUCUCCAACCUCCUGCUCGCAUCACAGAAGGACCUGCAGGCUUCCAAGUAGCGCGUCACAGUCUGAGUUACAUCCAAGAGAUCGGCAAUGGCUGGUUUGGUCAGGUCCUCCUGAGUGAAAUCUACACUGAUCCAGGUGGAGCCAGAGUGGUGGUGAAGGAGUUAAAGGCUAAUGCAAAUGCCAAGGAGCAAAAUGAUUUCCUGCAGCAGGGAGAUCCAUACAGAGUUCUGCAGCACCCAAACAUCCUGCAGUGCCUGGGUCAGUGUGUUGAGGCGAUCCCCUUCUUGCUCGUCUUUGAGUACUGCGAAAUGGGCGACUUGCGGGGCUACCUUUCCCAGCAGGACUGGGUGUUUCGAAAUGCUGAGCUGCUGCAACUGCAGAGGAUGGCUUGUGAAAUCGCUGCUGGUGUCACUCACCUUCACAAACACAACUUCUUGCACAGUGAUUUGGCUCUGAGGAACUGCUACCUGACUGCAGAUCUUACUGUCAAAGUGGGAGACUAUGGAAUUGGACCCUACAGAUAUAAAGAGGAUUACAUCAUCACGGAGGAUGAUGUGUUUGCACCCCUCCGCUGGUUGGCCCCUGAACUGGUGGGCGAGCGACACGGGGGUGUGGUUACCAUGGAGCCGACCAAGCCCAGCAAUGUGUGGGCCUUGGGCGUCACAUUGUGGGAGCUCUUUGAGAACGCUGCUCAGCCGUAUCCACAUCUGUCCGACCGAGAGGUUCUCAAUCAUGUCAUCAAGGAUCAUCAAGUCAAACUCUUUAAGCCGCAGCUGGAGCUUCCUUAUUCGGACAGAUGGUACGAGGUCCUGCAGUUCUGCUGGCUGUCUCCAGACAAGCGGGCAACAGCAGAGGAAGUACACCGUCUGCUUACCUACCUGCGCAUGCAAGGCCAGAAGGACAUGGAAGAAGAUUUUGAGCAACGCUGGGAUGCUCUGAAGCCUAACCCCUCCACACGCCAGACCACUGUUAGCCACUCCUCCUUCCCUAUCUUGGAGCAGUUCGCUGAUGACGCCCUGCGACAGGAGAUCGAUGAAGUUCUCACCGUCACGGAAACAAGCAAAGGUCUCAGCUUUGAGUACGUUUGGGAGGCAGCCAAGCACGACCACUACGAAGGCAACCACGGACGCUCAAACAUGGACACAACGCUGAACUAUCACAGCAUGUUCUUCCCUGUUUCCAGUGAAGACAUCCAGGCACAUUUCCCUGAUUCUGUAGCCAGAGCAGAGCACACAGAAGUUGGGAACACUACUUCAGGAAUCCAUGGGAUUGUACCAGUGUUUGAUGUACAAAAGCCCACAAAUGGGAAUGAAUAUUACAUUCAACUAGAAGAACAAGGAGAGAGCACUAUUGGGGGAGAAGGCAGCAGAGGGCAAGACUUGGACUUCAGCUCGGGCCGGCAAGACUUCGUUGUUCUCCAAGAUGUCCGUCUGGAUGAGUCGAGUACUGAUGCUGACUUUUUCCACCAAAGUAUCGACUCCAAGGACUCUUACUUACCAGACAGCCACAUCUGGUCAUCUCUGGAAAAUGACAGUCCAUACCACACCAACAUAUUCACUGAAGGUGGAUCCAAGCAGGGGGACUCUCCUUCCUGGGGACAGAGUUUUAUGGAGCUUCCAGAGCGAAAUGGGAACCCUUUCCAUGAAGCUGCCUCAUUAGAAGUCCAGGUGGUGGAUAUAGAUAAAAGCUAUGUGGAUGCUUUUUUAGGGGGUAGUUCAGAAGCCACUCACCCUGCGUAUUCUGUGGAAGUGGAGGGGGAGAGAAACACAGAUGUGAGCAGGCUUCUGAACUCUGAAAAACUAGCCGACAACUUUUUGUUUCUUAAAGAAAAUAACCUGAUGAAAGAAGGAUCUGGUUUCUCAAGUCCGCAGGAGAACUUUCUUUUACCCGGCAUCGCCCACGAACCAGAAGACUCGUUCAGAAUGCGUUCUUGGGACAACCUUGACAGCUUAUGCAGCUUAACCAUACCAGACAAUUAUCUUAAACCCGCAACAAGUAGCACAUCUUCACGAGAGGAGCUUUUAGACUCUCCGAGUGCCAGCUUGGACGAGUCGUGUCCGUCUCUGAUAGGAAAUCAAACACUGGUGCCUUCCAUUACUGUGGUCGCAGAAGAUAACACGAGCAUCCAGCUGCCAGUUAGAAAUAGUUCUUCCACUGAUGACUUUGGUCUCCUGCAGUCCUCUGACAGAGGUCUAGACUCUGGUUUUGAUUCUACCUCAGAGAGGUUUGAGGUGACCGUCAGUCAAACUGAUCAUCACACCCCUGCACUCUCUCAAAGUGCCACUAUGGACUCAUUGUGCACAGAUGCCAAAAUCCCCAGCCUUGAAGAAGACAUUGGAACCUCAAAUGAUGAUCUUCAGCCCACAGAAACUGAAAUGUCAGAUACCUUGCAAGUCCAAGAAUUGUCCACAGACAACGGGCACAAUGAAGAUCUAACAAGUAACGACCUGUUGAGUGAACUUACAGAGGAUGCUGACAUAGAACUGGAAACCACCCUCUCUGAUCACGAGGAGUCCUUCAUGGACACUAAUGGGCGUCCUCUUGGCAGGUCCUCUCUGUUGGUCUCUGGUCCAUCUUUGGACCAGAUCAGCCAGGACAGUUUACUGGAGGACAGUAUGUCCACCACUCUGCCCACCAUAGAAAACUCCGCCGAGACCCCAGACUCUUUCGACUCUCUAGACAUCCACAGGUUAGCCGAACAAGGAGAAGAUCUAAAUGCUCAAAUAGCCCAACACAAACUCCAGCCUCCGUACAAAAUAUCCGACAGCGGGUAUGAGACAGAGAACCUGGAGUCUCCCGAGUGGAACUCUCAGCCGAACGUCAAAGAACAAUCCCCUGUAAAGAAUGGCUUGAGUGUUGCCAAAGAAGAGGAGGAGACAGAAGAGUCCGCGUCGGCGACAAAUCUGAUUCCACCCGAGAUCGUCAUCUCUGAAGUCGAGGUUGUGCCGGAUGCUCACAUCGAGGACCCAAGUGAGGACCAGGAAGCUGAGCAUGAAGCUCCUGCUGAGGAACCGCUCAUGGGGAGUAAUUACAGGGACUCCGCCUACUUCUCUGACAACGAAUCAGAGCCCGAGAAGAAGUCUGAAGAAAUGAUUGCAGGAGGUUCUGUUGAAGCAGCAUGGCUGAGGAACUCCACCGAUGCAGUCAGCGGGGGUCCAGCAUUGGAGGUUAACACAAAGAAAGAAGAUUCCCUAACCCCUCAGCAGGAAUCUUCUGAAUCUGCUGAAGCAUCGUCUGGUGGACGAACAUCUGAUCAGCAUGUUGGAGGCGUAACAACACAAGCAGAUUUAGAUAUCACAGAGAAACCUGAGAAUAACGCUGCAGAGUCUGUUAACAAUCAUAUUGAAGAUGGAAACCAGCCCGAUUUGUUGAAGGACAUCACAUCCCCCAGAGAGCAAGAUCCAUCCGAAGAAACCUCGUCUCCACUUCCUUCUGCUGCCCCAUCAAACGCAGUCCACGCCAAACUAACCAGGACGUAUGCAAGCGAUGGUCACAAAAUAAAAGAGCCAGACAUGGAGGGCCGUUACCUGGGGAGGCGGGACGGCUCCGCUUUAGACGGACAGGAGGACAGCGGGGAUGCAGACGAGGAAGACGAGAACAGCGAGGACUCGGACGAUGACAUGCGUGCGUACCAGCUCCACAGCUCCAGCUCGGACAGCGAGGAUGAUACGGUUCAUCCAGUGCCGGUUAUCGUCUCGGACGACAGCAGGGCCAAGAACCUGAAGAGCUUGUUGAAGCCAACCACGCUGAACAUCGAGGCGUCGUCUCCCCAGUUUCCUGCGAGGUUCAGUGCAGACAACUCCAGAAGAGCCGUGUCCUUCUUCGAUGAUGUCACUGUCUACCUGUUUGAUCAGGAGACCCCGACCAAGGAACUGGGUGACCACUCCUCAGGCUCAAACAGUCAGGCACCAGAGCUCAGCAGCCCAGUGUCCAGCUCCAGCUACAUGAACCGCUUCACCAACUCUGAAAGCUCCACAGAUGAAGAAGGUGGUGGGUUCGAGUGGGACGACGACUUCUCCUCCCCUUCGCCCGCCUUCCUGCCCAAGACGGACAAAAGCCCCGCAUCAAAGACCAUGUCGUCAUCUGCGGCGUCACGCUUCACCUCCCCGCCCAGCACAGUCCUGGAGCCCAGCUGGACCGGCUCCUCCAACUACUCCCGUUUCUCCAUCUCACCGGCUAGCAUCGCCAGCUUCUCGCUCACGCAUCUCACCGACUCUGACAUCGAACAAGGAGGAAGCAGUGAAGACGGAGAAAAGGACUAGCCUGAUAAAUGAACGGACUGUUUUCCAUCACACUUAUCGGAAAAAAUGAACCUUUACUCGCACUUUUUUUGGAAUCGGCUGAAUAAGGACAGAUGACGCGGUUAGUGGGGCAAACCGCGGAUGCUUCUCUCAGGCAGAACAGUUCUUUACCUACAUAGACAUGGCCGAAAGAAAAAUGGCUGACGUAAAAAUAAGACAGACCAGGCCCGGCCCCGGGAGUCUGAGCCCCACAUCACGUCUCCAUCCACAUCAGUGUGUGUGUGUGUGUGUGUGUGUGAGUGAGAGAGUGUGUGUGUGGUCUCAGUUCAGUGCAAUUCCAUGUGGGCAAGAAAAAAAAAAAAAGUUUCUAAAUGUUUGCUUUAAAGACUCAUCAAACGCAUUCCAGGUGUUUGGCUGCUUCCUUUCAUUGUGUGUCCAAGUGCACUCCGUUUCCAGGACUUUUGCAUCACCAAAAAGAAAAAAAAAAAGAAACGAAGACAUGACUUUAUAUGUUCUGAACACGACGGGCUGAAGAGGAAUCAUCUCCUUGAUUACAGCAGAUGUAAAUCUGAAGAUCCACACUUUUUGCUCCAACAUGAUUCAUUUCCCUCCUUCAUGUUGUGCGAUUUAUUUCUGUGGUUGCCUUUUAUGGAAGAGUACUUUUUUUUUCCUUUGUCAUGCACUACCUGUGCAGUCUCCUUAUCGGAGAGAAGCUAUGUGUGUUUUUCCUUCUGUAGCAACUUUUGUAAAAAGAAGGGUUGACGUUGAGGAAGAGAAAUCCAUGCAUAGGAUGAUCGUACAACUUAAAGAUCUCUCAUCUACAAAGGUGACUCACUGAAUGUUCCUUUUAUUUAUGAGUAAAGGGAACAUCUGCAGAUCGUAGUUUCAUAUCUUUGAGACGUCUCCGUAAGAAUAGUUUGUGCUGUUAAUCGAGGGUUGUUUGUUGAUCCUUGCAGAGGUGAUAUCCAGCUGAAAGUCCGGUGUGUAACACUUCAUUGAAUGCUCUGAAACGUGCAGGACGUUGCUCGGAUGGUUAAGUCACCGGGUGUCAUCACAGUGCCUGUGAUGCUGUACAAAAAAAAAAAGAAAAAAAAAACAGCCGCACUCUUCCAUUUAUGAUCACUACUAAAUUUCAAAUCACAAUUUUGUAAGAUUGUGUUUAAGAAAAGAAAAAAGUUGUAUAUUUUAUUUUUAAAUGUCAGAAUGAAGAAAUGUAAUAAGCUGUUUGUGAACAAAUGUGCAAUGGAGUUUGUUGAUUAGUUCAAGUUUGCGUCAUGGGAAGGCGAGCGUUUCUUCAGUAAUGUGCAGGGACUUAAAGCUUCACAGAAAAACACUACUAGAACAAAAACACUGCUGCUUUUAUCAGCGUCAUGAACAGAGUUGUCUGCCUUUUUAUUUUUAUUUUUUAACUUAAGUGUCAAACUUAAUGAACCUGUUCUUAUGACAUUUUCCUCCUCGCCUGGUUGCAGUUUCCAGCAUUUCAUUGUUGAAUAUUAUCAUUUAUAGGCUGAACAUCUUCUCUGUGGCUGUACAGGGCGUGUCAGGAUGUGUGUGUGUUUGUGUGUGUGUGUGUGUGUGUGUGUAAGCAGAGCUGCUGUUAGUCAAUAGGCAAGGCAGGCAACUGAUUGGGGCCACAGGCCACUAGGGGGCCCCCAAGGGCUGACACAUUUUAAACCACAGCAGCUACUCAAAAUGUGCGAGUUUUGCAAUGACAGUAGGAUAUCUCCCUGAGGGGGGCCCCCAUCUGACAGCACUCCCUCUCGUUGCCCUGCUAAGCGUGGCAUGCAUUUUUUUUACUUUGAAAACCAACAUUUGUGAAUGAUAUUAACAGAAGGAAAUGCAAAGUAAUCAUCUAUCUGGGAGUGAAAAAAGAAUGAGAGAAAGACGAGUAAGCGUCUGGAAACUGGCAGACAUAAUGGUUAUAUUACUGGUUGCCUAGGGCCCCAACAGGCUCUAUAAUUGCCACUGUGUGUAAAACUUUGUGUGUUUCAUCAGUUUCUGUAGCAACCAGUCCCGCAGCAGGACAUUCAAACACAAGGUUUCAGUGUACAGCUAUUAGACCAGUUAUUUAAUGUAGGUAAUACAGUUACUGUACGAGUCUAUCUGCACCUGCAGGAGAUCCAGUCCAUGCCUCCCUCCACACACAGAAGGCACUGUACAGUAUCUUAGACAAUGUCCACCUCUGUUUGAAACCAGCAGCCUCUGCUUCAGUUAAACUUGAACGUUUAUUUAAAGGAGAUCUUGUUUUAUUUGACUACAGUAUACAUUUGCUUAAUCUUGCACAUUUGAGAAAUGUAACUUAAUGUUGAACUGUACCGAUGUAUGUAAAUGUUAUUCUUUUUUUUUUUUUUUCUGUCUGUAAAUUGGGAAAUGAUGUAAGUAGGUAUGAGGUAUGAUUUUGUAACUUAAAAAGCUGGGUUGAUCAGAGGAACAUAUCACCGUCAUCAUCGGCAAAAAAGCGGUUAAUUUAAGACACUAAAGGAGGUGUGAAUUCAUUCUGUCCUUAAAGAAACGUGUAGAUUUUAAAAAUAUUUUUACGUCAUAUUUAUCAUGCUUAGUGUAAUUGAAUGAAAUGUUUAUAAUUACACUGUUUAAUAUGAAAAUAAAUGCAAAAGAACUUCUGAA
Molecule: messenger RNA, 7641 nt
Organism: Labrus bergylta (ballan wrasse)
Lineage: Eukaryota; Metazoa; Chordata; Actinopteri; Labriformes; Labridae
Source: RefSeq, a predicted model, not a curated record